AGUCAUCUUCCCCACCAUGUCAGACUAUGAAAAUGAUGAGGAGUGUUGGAACAUGCUCGAGAGUUUCCGGGUGAAGCUCAUCUCCAUCAUUGACCCUUCGAGGAUCACACCUUACCUCCGACAGUGUAAGGUUAUUAACCUGGAUGAUGAGGAACAAGUUCUCAAUGAUCCUAACCUGGUCAUUCGGAAAAGGAAAGUAGGUGUUCUUUUGGACAUCCUCCAAAGGACUGGCCACAAGGGUUAUGUGGCCUUCCUGGAGAGUCUGGAACUUUACUACCCGCAGCUGUAUAAGAAGGUCACUGGGAAAGAGCCCACCAGGGUCUUCUCCAUGAUAAUAGAUGCUUCUGGGGAGUCAGGCCUGACACAGCUGCUCAUGAAUGAAGUCAUGAAGCUGCAGAAGAAGGUGCAAGACCUGAAUGUGAUGCUGAGUGCCAAGGACGACUUCAUCAAGGAAAUGCGGGUGAAGGACAGCAUGCUGCGCAAGCACCAGGAGCGGGUACAGAAGAUGAAGGAUGAAUGUGAGGCCUUUAGCCACGAACUCAAGAGGUGCAAGGAUGAGAACUACGACUUGGCCAUGCUCUAUGCCAGGCAGAGUGAGGAGAAAAACAUGGCGCUCAUGAGGAACCGCGACCUUCAGCUCGAGAUAGAUCGACUGAGACACAACCUGAUGAAGGCUGAGGAUGACUGCAAGGUAGAGAGGAAGCACACAAUGAAACUCAGACAUGCCAUGGAGCAGAGGCCAAGUCAGGAGGUUAUGUGGGAGAUCCAGCAGGAGAAGAAUCUUCUUCAAGCUAAGAUCCAAGAACUGGAGAACUCCCUGAGGGAAGGAAGGCGGGACAAGAAUAAUGCUUACAUUCAGGUUCUGGAGGAAGACUGGAGGCAGGCUUUGAAGGAUCACCAGGAAAAGGAAAACACAAUUUUCUACCUACGAAAGGAGCUACGGCAAGCCGAGGCCCUUCGAAACAAGAGUAUAGAAGAGAAGGAGAUGUUUGAGCUGCAGGGCAUGGCCCUGCGCAAGGAUUCGAAGAUGUACAAAGAACGCAUUGAAGCUAUCUUGCAGCAGAUGGAGGAAGUAGCUAUAGAAAGGGACCAGGCUAUCAUGACAAGGGAGGAAUUCCACCUGCAGUAUUCGAAUAGUCUGAAGGAGAAGGAUGAGCUCCGGAAGCAGAUCCGGGAGUUGGGCGAAAAGUAUGAUGAGCUGCAGUUACAGCUGUUUAAGAAAGAAGGGCAGUUGCUCUCUAUGGAGAGCAAGCUAAAGCGGCUACAGUCGGAGACACCUAUUCUGAGUUCAGAUUUGGAUGACAGCUCCCCCAGGAAUUCUCAGGAGUUAACUCUUCCCAGGGACCUGGAAGAGGAUGCGCAGCUUUCCGACAAAAAUCAUUCAGCUAAGGAGAGCCUCCUAGAACAGCCCUUUGCCACCACAAAGGAGAAGCUUUUUCUGGCCCAAAAUGGAGGUGGGUUGAGCAAUGGGGAUCCCCAAGAGAAGGAGCGGCGCCGUAUCAAAGAAAGCUUUGAGAACUAUCGUAGGAAAUGGGCACAAAGAAAGGUUCACCAGAGCAGCCGGCAGGGAGAAGUGGACUGGGAAAACACCACAGGAAGUGACAACACAGAUACAGAGGGCUCAUAGCCCUCCUUGCCUACUGAACCCAAGGCCCUAAACCGCCCCCCGCCCCCAACAGUUCCUUAAACCUCUUUGAGAGGCCCUGUACUUACCUACAGCCAAUUUCCCAUCAUUCAGAUGGAUAGAAUGGAAAAGAGAUGUAAAUGACCAAAAACAUCAUCUAAGCCUCAAAACCAUCUCUGCUUGGCUUGAGUUCAGAAGGAAAGUCAUGUAUUUUGGAUUGCUGAAGCCAAGGCUUUCUGUUAUGAACUGAGAUCGACUUAGAUUGGUAUUAAAAUGGAUUUGGGGCCACAAGGAAGGAGGACUAUGAAGAAUUCUGGAAAACACAAGAAGACUUACUUAUAUAAGUGGUACAGGAUAAAGGAGACAGAAGCAAAGAACAAUCACUAAAACAAUGUGAAUGAAGACAACAUUAAACAGCCGCAAAACUCAGGUCAAAUUCAAUGGAAAACAAUGGUGCCAAAUUAUUAAAUUUGAAGGAUACGACCAUCCUCUAGGUUAACAAAUAUAAAACUGCAAAAAGUAGAAAGGGAUCUGUAUUAUCAGUUAUACUCAACCAUUGAAGCCAUUGUGCUCAGUUGUCUGGGGCUAAUAUAAAUGAGAAGUUUGUUUGUUGGGAUGUCUCCUGUGUCAAAAUAAAAAAAAAUAUAUUUUUUUAAAAGAAGGAAAUGGAUUUCUGUUCAAAAAGCAAUGAUCAGGACCUGGCAGCUUCAACAUUAAAGGACUGCAAGGCUUGGAAUACGAUAUUCCGGAAGGCAAAGGAGCUUGGAUUGCAGCCAAGAAUCUAUUACCCAGCAAAAAUGUGCAUUUUCUU
This is a messenger RNA of Dromiciops gliroides (monito del monte), 2435 nucleotides long. It is a transcript of the gene CARD9, whose product is annotated as caspase recruitment domain family member 9. The record is from RefSeq and is a predicted model, not a curated record. Bases 17 to 1627 code for a protein of 536 amino acids. The transcript is spliced from 12 exons. Gene Ontology annotation, biological process: regulation of apoptotic process; positive regulation of canonical NF-kappaB signal transduction. NCBI's taxonomy places the organism in Eukaryota, Metazoa, Chordata, Mammalia, Microbiotheria, Microbiotheriidae.